AUGAACAUAUCCAAAACUUCGCACAGCAUCAAUUGCACCAAAACUUCAGAAAACCAACUAACGAGCUUUUGGAAGUCACAUAUUAUUUUCAUUUGUCUUCCACGUCGAACUAUCUAUUUACUUAAUAUUUACUCACUCGGCCAUUCGUUCAUUCAUUCAUUUACGUUCAUUCAUUCAUUCACUCGUUCAUUCAUUCAUUCAUUCAUUCAUUCAUUCAUUCAUUCAUUCACU
Strongylus vulgaris is the source of this 231-nucleotide messenger RNA. NCBI's taxonomy places the organism in Eukaryota, Metazoa, Nematoda, Chromadorea, Rhabditida, Strongylidae. The record is from the annotation of a GenBank genome assembly.